This is a messenger RNA of Antechinus flavipes (yellow-footed antechinus), 1830 nucleotides long. It is a transcript of the gene TMEM165, whose product is annotated as transmembrane protein 165. NCBI's taxonomy places the organism in Eukaryota, Metazoa, Chordata, Mammalia, Dasyuromorphia, Dasyuridae. The transcript is spliced from 6 exons. Gene Ontology annotation, biological process: Golgi calcium ion transport; Golgi calcium ion homeostasis; manganese ion transmembrane transport. Gene Ontology annotation, molecular function: calcium ion transmembrane transporter activity; manganese ion transmembrane transporter activity. Gene Ontology annotation, cellular component: Golgi apparatus. The record is from RefSeq and is a predicted model, not a curated record. The coding region runs from base 86 to 1072 and encodes 328 amino acids.
GUCGUGCGGCUCCCCGAGCCGCAGGUUUCCUGCCCCACUUCCUCCUCGUCGCCCUCCUGCUGCGUCGGCUCGCUCGGGCGGCGGGAUGGCGGCGCCGGGGGCCCGUCGGGGCUCUCCUCAGCCGCUGCUCCGGCCGCCGCCGCCGCCGCCGCUGCUGCUGCUGCUGUUGCUGCUGAGCCCGCUCGUGGUGCGUGCGGUGCCCGAGGAAGACCCCGGCAGUCGGAACAAGGAGCCUCCGGCCCCUCCUCAGCAGCUCCAGCCGCAGGCGGCUGAGGCUCAGGGGCCCGAGGCGGCCCGCGCCGAGAAAGGACCUAUACCAGCUUCCCCAAUCCAUAUUAAUAAUGAGGAUCCUGCUGGCCAGACUAAUUUGGGAUUUAUCCAUGCAUUUGUGGCUGCCAUAUCCGUUAUUAUUGUUUCUGAAUUAGGGGAUAAGACAUUCUUUAUAGCUGCCAUAAUGGCAAUGCGAUAUAACCGUCUGACUGUGCUAGCAGGUGCUAUGCUAGCCCUGGGCCUAAUGACAUGUUUAUCUGUUUUGUUUGGCUAUGCCACCACGGUUAUUCCCAGAGUAUACACAUAUUAUGUGUCAACUGCAUUAUUUGCAAUUUUUGGUAUCAGAAUGCUUAGGGAAGGCUUGAAGAUGAGUCCAGAUGAGGGUCAGGAGGAAUUGGAAGAAGUUCAAGCAGAAAUAAAGAAAAAAGAUGAAGAACUUCAAAGAACCAAACUCUUAAAUGGGCCAGGAGAUAUUGAGACUGGUACAAGCACAACCAUACCUCAGAAAAAGUGGCUGCAUUUUAUUUCUCCUAUUUUUGUUCAAGCUCUUACUUUAACAUUCUUAGCAGAAUGGGGUGAUCGCUCUCAACUAACCACAAUUGUUUUGGCAGCAAGAGAGGACCCUUAUGGUGUGGCUGUAGGUGGAACAGUGGGACAUUGUUUAUGCACUGGAUUGGCAGUAAUUGGAGGAAGAAUGAUAGCACAAAAAAUAUCUGUUAGGACUGUUACGAUCAUAGGAGGAAUCGUCUUUUUGGCAUUUGCCUUCUCUGCAUUAUUUAUAAGUCCUGACUAUGGUUUUUAAUGAGCCCCUUCCAUUUGUAUUUAGAGUAUCAGAUAGGCAUUACCUAUCUUUUUGUACAUAGUGUAUACUAAUAGUGACUAUGAAAAAUGCUGUUAUUUUAUAGCAUUGAUUUGUGAGUUUAGCCCACUAUAUGAUGGCAGUUUUACAUGAAAAAGGACAACCAGUGAUUCUAUCUGCAAUGUAGAUUUUUUUUUUUUAAGAUGGUCCCAUUAUUAAAUAUGAAUGGUGAUAUUGCGUUCCCUUUUCCCUGUGCCUAAAACCAGUGUUUUGAGAUCUGGUACUAAACUCACUGAUAGUUUCUAGAACUUUUCCCUUUCUUUUGGAUAUCAUCUGGCAAACCGAAUAGCUUCCUCUUUGAGUGUGUUCACGAUUAAGAUUGUCUUAAGAUUGGCCAAGUAUUAAUGAUAAGAUAUACAUUGAAUGGAAAUGACUCAAGAAAAAAUUUUAAAAAAGAUUUUCUAAAUGUUGGCAUCUCUACCCCAAGCCAACAAUCUUUUUAGAAAUUAGGCUUUUUGGAUGAAACAUUAGAAAGGCUGAUUUCACUGCUAUUUAACAAUAAGCAAUACAUAGGACUUUUGUUUUCCUAGCCCAUUUUUAAAAAAAAAAACUGGGUUGGAAACUCACAAUAUACAGUAAUGGUCAAUAUUUGACAAUGCUGAAUUACCAAAUUAAAAAAGUAAAAUACUGUAUUUAUAUUUUCUCUAUAGCAAAUAUUGAAUGUAAUAUGGAAAUGAUGUAAAUAAAAAGUUGUAAAAACA